CGAACGCCGAAGCUGUUCGCCUCAGCAAUCAACGCCGCCCUCAGUCCCGCACACCGUGAGCCCGUGUUUCAUCGGUUCUGCCGGCCUUAGUCCAGAACGCCCCUUAUUUUUCUUCUGUCAAGGUCUCCCAUCCGCAAUCUUCGCCGACAACCCAGCCGCAGCGCCGCAACUCCAACACAUGCAGGCGACUCCAUUCUCUCCAGUGUGAAGGAUUUCAGGCUUAACCAUGAACCCUAGCUCUACCUACCGCCCCAUAGAAGAAGAAGAGGAAGAUGAUGGAUAUGGAGGAGAGGUGUACCUAGACGAAAUUGAUGCCAUACAAGAAAUCUCAGUGGAUGAAGAAGAACUUCCGAAUGCCGAGGAAGGUGGAGAUGGUGAUUAUGACGUCGAAGGAGAAGAAGAUGAAGAUGAUUCGGUGCAUAUUUUCACAGGCCACAGUGGUGAAGUUUACGCUGCCUGCUGCAGCAGCACAGAUCCUACUUUAGUUGCUACAGGGGGUGAAGAUGAGAAAGGGUUUAUGUGGAGAAUUUGUCAAGGAGAUUUUACUUUUGAGUUGCAAGGUCACAAUGAGUCAGUAUCAAGUGUAGCAUUCAGUCUCGAUGGCAUGCUGCUUGCGUCAGGUAGCUUUGAUGGGCUUAUAAAAGUGUGGGAUGUAGCUUCUAGAAAUCUGAAAUGCACACUAGAAGGUACAGACAAAGGAAUUGAGUGGCUAAGAUGGCACCCAAGAGGGCAUUUAAUCUUGGCUGGUUCAGAGGAUGGCAUUGCUUUCUUGUGGAAUGCAGACAAUGGUGCUUGUCUUAAUAUGUUCAGAGGCCAUGGACAAAGUGUUACCUGUGGCGAUUUCACCCCAGAUGGCAGAAAAAUUUGUACUGGCUCAGAUGAUGCAACUUUAAGAGUUUGGAACCCCCGAACUGCUGAAAGCAUUCAUGUUGUGAGAGGCCACCCAUACCACCGAGAGGGGAUUAUAUGCUUGGCAAUCAGCUCAGAUUCAUCACUAGCUCUCACUGGCUCCAAGGAUGGCUCGAUUCACAUUGUGAACAUUACAAACGGGAGGGUUGUCAGCUCUUUGCGUGAUCAUGUUGAUUCAAUUGAAUGUAUUGGACUUUCAGCAAGCAAUCCUUGGGCUGCAACUGGAAGCGCGGACCAAAAGCUCAUUAUUUGGGAUCUACAACAUUCGGUGCCCCGUUGCACGUGUCAUCAUCCGGGAGGAGUGACGUGCUUGUUGUGGUUAGGCACAUCAAAGUAUGUGGCUACAGGCUGCGUUGAUGGCAAAGUACGGAUUUGGGACAGCCUUUCGGGAAGCUGUGUGAAAACUCUAAGUGGACAUUCUGAUGUCAUUCAAUCUGUAGCUUCUUCUUCAGAUGGGGAUUACCUUGUUUCUACUUCGACCGACAAGACUGCCCGUGUCUUUGAGAUUAAAGAAUUCAAGUAAGAGAAAACGCAUAAUUUUNGCUUGUGUCAAUCUUUGUGUAGGGAGGAGUGACGUGCUUGUUGUGGUUAGGCACAUCAAAGUAUGUGGCUACAGGCUGCGUUGAUGGCAAAGUACGGAUUUGGGACAGCCUUUCGGGAAGCUGUGUGAAAACUCUAAGUGGACAUUCUGAUGUCAUUCAAUCUGUAGCUUCUUCUUCAGAUGGGGAUUACCUUGUUUCUACUUCGACCGACAAGACUGCCCGUGUCUUUGAGAUUAAAGAAUUCAAGUAAGAGAAAACGCAUAAUUUUGGUAGUUUUAGCCUCAUCACGUAAAAGACACAUCGUAUUAUCUUGCUUCUCCCCUCUGUUCAUUUCUUUUUCUGAUCUAUACAAAAGAAGAAUAAACCAGCUAUAUGGCCAUGUUUGCUUGGAACCAUUUAUCAGGUAAUUCAUUUUAAUUGUGGGGCUACCUGUUUGGGAUUCACAUCCCAUAAAUUAGUCAUAUUUUUACUUUUGGAAAAGUUUUUGUGGCUCAUUUAUUUAUAUUUUCUCUCCGUCACAUUCAAUCACCCACAAUUUUACGUUUCUUAAGCUUCGUGCUGAACCAAAUGUGGUAUAGUAAUUUGGGAUGCAGGAUGUACUCCGUAACACAACAAUAGACCGAAUAAGAUCUCACAAAGUGG
This is a messenger RNA of Cuscuta campestris, 2093 nucleotides long. The record is from the annotation of a GenBank genome assembly. Lineage: Eukaryota; Viridiplantae; Streptophyta; Magnoliopsida; Solanales; Convolvulaceae.